UCUCUCUUUUAUUUCCGGGUUAAAGGUUACCAACGUGGCUCCCGAUGUUUUGAAACGUGCUUCGUUUGGCUGAACAUAGUUCGAGCCGUGAAACUCGUGUUCAAUGGGGGAGUUCGUGGUGCACCGGGUCCGCUUCUUUGACUACAUGCCCAGCGCCAUCCGGGCCAUGGCGUUCAAUGGCAGCAUGCAGCGGCUGGCUGUGGCUCGGGGUGACGGCGCGGUGGAGAUCUUCAACUUUGCUGACAACUACUUUCAAGAGAAGGUGAUCCCUGGGCGGAGCGACAGAGCCAUCGAGGCUCUCUGUUGGGUCAGGGGGCGUCUGUUCAGUGCUGGUCUGAGUGGAGAGAUAAUAGAGUAUGACCUGGAGAAGCUGAGGCCGCGGUACAGCGUGGAGGCUUAUGGAGGACCCAUCUGGACCAUCAGCUGCAACAGCCAGGAAACCCUGCUGGGGGUGGGCUGCGAGGACGGAACCGUGAAGAUGUUUGAAAUCCUAGAGGAAGGGAUUCAGUUCCAGAGAAACCUCGACAGACAGAAAGGUCGAAUCAUAUCCCUGUCCUGGCAUCCGUCUGGAGCACAGAUUGCUGCUGGAAUGAUCGACAUGAUCAGAAUCUUUGAUGCAGAGACGGGUCACGCCACGCAUCGGCUCCUGGUGGAGCGAGGGUUGGGGACGACGCGGAACACCGAGGUGGUGGUUUGGAGUGUGGCCUUCCUGUCCAAUGACACCGUCAUCAGCGGCGACUCUGCUGGAAAAGUCCAGAUCUGGGAUGCGGUGACAGGAACUCUGAUCAGGAGCCACCUGAUCACCAAGUGGGACGUCCUGGGUCUGUCUGUGUCGCAGGAUGAGAGCAGCGUGAUCGCUGGGACAUCCGAAGGCACCGUGGUCCAGUUCCAGGCUCUGGCUUCCACGAUGGGCCAGGAGAACAAUCAGUGGGUCAGAACCAGAACUUUCAAGAACCACACCCACGAUGUACGGGCGCUGGUUCACACGGACACUGCCGUGGUUUCUGGAGGUAUGGACACCCAGCUGGUGGUGCGACCUUUGCUGGAUAAGGUGGAGAAAAACACCAAGGAGUCUGCGCUGCGUAAAAUCUUGUUCCCGCACAAAAGUCUGGUUUGUUGUGCCAAGAAAGCCGGACUCCUGCUGUUCCAGUUCCCGGAUCACCUGGAGCUGUGGAGGCUGGGGGAGAGCAGCGCAAAGGGACAGGCUGGAGAUCGUCUGCCUGUGAUGAAGAAUCCAGAGAAGCUGCUUCAGCUCCAGAACAAGGGAGAGGAUCACAUCUGCUGCAGCGCCGUGUCUCCAUGUGGGAGCUGGGUGGCCUUCUCCACCGUCUCCAGCGUUCGUCUGUACAAACUGCAGCUCAGCAACGGGAACAUCAGCAUCAAGAAGGUGUCCAAACUGCCAAAGGAGCUACACUCUGUCCACCAGCUCUGCUUCUCCUCUGACUCAUCCAGACUCUUUGCCUCAUCGGCUCAGGCCUCCGUCGUUGUCGCUUCGCUGGACCAGCUGCAGUGCAAACACCUUCACACGCUCAAACCAAAGUCUGGCUCGUCUCAGCCCAUCCACCUGCUCUCUGCCAGCGAGAACGGGAAUUGGCUCGCCGCUGCACACACGGACGGCCAGAUUCACGUCUUCAACCUCCACAAACUCAAACUCCACUGUACGCUCCCGGUCUACAGCUCCUGCCCCACCGCCAUCGCCAUCCACCCGACGACCGGUCACCUCCUGUCGGCGCACGCCGACCAGCAGAUCUUUGAGUUCUCCCUGAAGCUGAAGGAGUACACAGCGUGGAGCCGCAGCCUGCAGAGGGAGGGGCUGCAUCCUCUGUGGCUGCAGAGGGACACGCCCAUCACACACAUCGCCUUCAACCGCAACAAGCCGGCGCACGUCUUCCUGCACGACGCGUUCAUGUUCUGCAUCAUCGAUCAGAGUCUGCCGCUGCCACAGGCGAGGAAGAAGCUCUACAACCAGAUGGAUCUGAAGACUAUUUCUCCACAAAAGAGGAUCCAAGAGAGCCACGCCUUCAAAAUCUGCAAGAUGUUCCAGCACCUCCUGAGCGUAGACCUGCUGGACGACAGCUCUCUGGUGGUGGUGGAGCGCCCCCUGGCGGACAUCGUGUCUCAGCUGCCCCCGCCUGUACGGCAGAAGAAGUUUGCUACAUAGACGCCACUGUGAACGGACUGAUGUGUGGAUUUGUCUGCAUUUUAUAUAAAGUAUUAAAACAGGA
Molecule: messenger RNA, 2225 nt
Organism: Oryzias latipes (Japanese medaka)
Lineage: Eukaryota; Metazoa; Chordata; Actinopteri; Beloniformes; Adrianichthyidae
Gene: utp4
Product: UTP4 small subunit processome component
Biological process (GO): maturation of SSU-rRNA from tricistronic rRNA transcript (SSU-rRNA, 5.8S rRNA, LSU-rRNA)
Cellular component (GO): 90S preribosome; t-UTP complex; small-subunit processome
Molecular function (GO): protein binding; RNA binding
Source: RefSeq, a predicted model, not a curated record